This is a messenger RNA of Anopheles aquasalis, 1063 nucleotides long. RefSeq names its product L-dopachrome tautomerase yellow-k (gene yellow-k). NCBI's taxonomy places the organism in Eukaryota, Metazoa, Arthropoda, Insecta, Diptera, Culicidae. The record is from RefSeq and is a predicted model, not a curated record.
AUGAAGUGUGUUCCGGUGCUAAGAGUGGUGCUACUGUACGGGUUCAGCCUGAACCUGAUGCUGCUACGAUCGGUCGAGUCGUGGGACCUUCGAUCGAUCGGCAUCGAUCAGUUCCAGGUGCGCCACGUAUCGCUCUACCGUAAUCGUGCCUUUCUGGCCAUUGAGUCCGCCACCACGAAUGUGACACUAGUGGAAGCUUCUUGGCCGGAGAAUCUGCCCGGCUAUAACCACCGACCACGGGUACUGUCGGAAGAUGCCGAUGCGGACACUUGCUGGAGCCUCCAGAGCGUCCUGUGCACCGAUGUCGAUCGACUGGCACGACUCUGGGUGUUGAGUGGCCCGGGCCGUGAUGCACGCCGCUGCCCGCCGAAACUCCUCAUCCGCAGUUUACUCUCACCACAAACGACGGCCGAGAUCCAGCAUCAGUUUCGGCGCGAUCUGCCACCAUUUCAAACGCUCGUCGUCGAUCCAGUGCCGGCCGAGGAUGGUGAUACGCGAGCCUUCAUCACGCUGCACGAUCAGGACUAUCUGUUGCUCUACUCUCUCUACAAACAAUCGGCAGGGAUGCUUCGCUUCGAAAAGAACGAUCUUACGUCACUGCAUCCAAUCUCACUGUCCGAGCUAACGCUCAACCACAACCAGCUGUACGUGGCGGACACGGUGAACGAUCGAUUGUUUUCACUGCCGAUACGGAACCUGCGCCAGCUCGCUUUCCCCGAGGAGGACGGUAUCGAGCGGAUCAUUCUGAAGACGACGAUCAAGUACAUGGGGCAGCUGUUGGGCCAUCCACGCGCACUGCGGUUAGACUGUCGGGACAAUCUGCUGUACAUAUUGCCGCGCGAUGGUGCGAUCGUCGUGUGGAGCGCCCACCGAUCGCUGAAGGCCGAAAACCAUCGUGUCGUCUUUCAGCAGAGCGAUCCGAUCGCCCAGAUCAUACGCGGUGUAGGGGGUAAGGCUUGGGCCGUCUCGGCAGACUACGUGUCGCCAGCGACGCGCCGCCAUUGCGUCAAGUUGAUCGUGUAGCGAUGGUGAUCGAAGGUAGGCGUCCGGCAUUGUUGAACUG